CUAAACCAAGUCUUUUAAAGUCAGGUUUUAGUAGCUCUGAAAUCUGAUUUGCUCUUUCUCACUAGUAGAGCAACUUCAUGCUGGUGAGCCUAAUGAGCCAAAUUUUGAUGUGUAUAAUUGCUUCCAAAAUGUAGGAUAUAUUGGAUUUAUUUACAGUCUGCAGGGCCCGCAGCUUCAGCAGCACCGUGGUGGCUAUGGCCCUGAUCAAAGUGGAAGAUGCCAUCCCCUCCGCGGAGGUAUUUGAAGGGGAGCCUGGGAAGAAGGUGAACCUGGCAGAGCUGUUCAAGGGCAAGAAAGGUGUGCUGUUCGGAGUUCCUGGGGCGUUCACCCCUGGCUGUUCUAAGACCCACCUGCCUGGGUUUGUGGAGCAAGAUGAGGCUCUGAAGGCCAAGGGAGUGCAGGUGUUGGCAUGUCUGACUGUUAAUGACGUCUUUGUGACAGAAGAGUGGGGUCGAGCCCACCAGGCGAAAGGCAAGGUUCGGCUCCUGGCUGACCCAACUGGGGCCUUUGGGAAGGAGACAGAUUUAUUACUGGGCUAUUCUUUGGUGUCUCUCUUUGGGAACCGCCGGCUGAAGAGGUUCUCCAUGGUGGUAGACAAUGGCGUAGUGAAGGCACUGAAUGAGAAGCCGGAUGGCACAGGCCUCACCUGCAGCCUAGCCUCCAGCGUCCUCUCCCAGCUCUGAGACCCGGCCAGAUGGAGGUCCUCUGUUGCUCCAUCUUCCCUGCCCAGCUUUGGGCCCAGAGGUCCAGCCCCUCCUCACCUGGGGCUCCUUAAAUGGAACCUUGACCAUAUUUCUGCAAUAAACAGUCUGAUUUUCGUCUUUGCCUUUGGCAUGGAAAAAAAAAAUCUUAGAGAAUAGUAUACAGAAACAGAGGAGACUGUCAUCAAAUCAGAUGGAAAGAUGGUUAGAAGUCACAGUAACUCCUCAAUAAAUGGACUAUUCUAUCACUCAACAACUGUAAUAUGAAAGAAUGUUGAGUUUGAAUUGUUUUAACUACCAUCUAUUUACCGUCCAUUUUUUUU
Molecule: messenger RNA, 1024 nt
Organism: Microtus ochrogaster (prairie vole)
Lineage: Eukaryota; Metazoa; Chordata; Mammalia; Rodentia; Cricetidae
Product: peroxiredoxin-5, mitochondrial
Biological process (GO): cell redox homeostasis; cellular response to oxidative stress; hydrogen peroxide catabolic process
Cellular component (GO): mitochondrion; cytoplasm; peroxisome
Molecular function (GO): thioredoxin peroxidase activity
Source: RefSeq, a predicted model, not a curated record